Dioscorea cayenensis subsp. rotundata (Guinea yam) is the source of this 733-nucleotide messenger RNA. Its product is annotated as stellacyanin-like. The record is from RefSeq and is a predicted model, not a curated record. Bases 1 to 558 code for a protein of 185 amino acids. The transcript is spliced from 3 exons. Gene Ontology annotation, molecular function: electron transfer activity. NCBI's taxonomy places the organism in Eukaryota, Viridiplantae, Streptophyta, Magnoliopsida, Dioscoreales, Dioscoreaceae. Gene Ontology annotation, cellular component: plasma membrane.
AUGGCCAAUCAACAAGAGUUACUUUCUAUUCCAAGCUUGAAUGCCACUUUGUACAUUGUUGGAGACACCGCUGGUUGGGAUAUCAGUGCAAAUCUCUGGUCUUGGACUACCAACAAGACCUUCCAUGUUGGUGAUGUUCUAUUAUUCCAAUACUCAAGAUAUCAUAGCUUGAUGGAAGUAAACAAAGAAGGCUUUGACACAUGCAAUACUAGCAAUUCAAUAUUAACAAGCAACACCGGAAAUACGUCGAUAACUCUCACUGAACCCGGAGAUAAAUAUUUCGUAUGCGGAGUUUUGUCACAUUGUUUGGGAGGAAUGAAACUUAAUGUACAUGUCAAUGGAGAUGGUUCUUCAUCGGGCCCGGCUCCGGCCGUGUUGCCGAAGGCUGGUGUGUUAUCUCCGCCGUCAUUGCCGCCACCGCCGGUUACCAAUUUAAAGAACAAUGAUAGUCCUUUUGCUUCUGCUUCAUUUGGACAUCUUCAUGGUGCAAGGGGCUCAUUGUUUUUUACUUGGAUUUUAUGUGCAAUUAUUUCCUUUUUCUUGUUGAUUUUAGUGUAAAGAUCUUGAUUAAUUAUCAAGUUUUGUAAUGUAGAUACUAGAUACAUGUAAUGUGAAAAAAAUGAAGAAAAUUAAAAAGAGUUGUUCUUCACAUUGGUCAUGCUCACAAGUCACAACAAAGGUAGGUAAUAUUUUCAGUUUAUUUUUAUUUUUUAAAUGCUUCAUGGAUUUUAUA